Messenger RNA from Erythranthe guttata (spotted monkey flower), 1475 nucleotides. RefSeq lists its product as uncharacterized. Gene Ontology annotation, cellular component: membrane; cytoplasm. NCBI's taxonomy places the organism in Eukaryota, Viridiplantae, Streptophyta, Magnoliopsida, Lamiales, Phrymaceae. The record is from RefSeq and is a predicted model, not a curated record.
GGGCCGGGCCUGGUAAAAUUUGGCAUGUGUAAAUGAAAUCCACAUGUCAGGUACCUAGAGGACACGUGUCGGUAGAUUGUGGAGGUGCUGACUCACAAGAGGUUGCCCAAACUUAUGGAACUUGUUCCCUUUUUACUUCUUCUGAACACGGGACGAAAAUCAUUGACGCUGGCUACGUUAACUCUACUCGCAGCAGUAGAGAAAUAGAGCAUACUCGCUCCCUUCAGAAUUGACUAUAAAUAUCAAACUUCAUCAACGAAUCCCUAAAAAGCGUGCAACUCACGCGCGCUCUGGCGUAAAAUAGACUAUAGAGCACCAAAAUUUCUGACCACGAUGAUAUUUUCUGUUUUCUCCGACAAAAAUCUCCGCCCUUCCCUAAAACUCCGCCACCGUCGCACCGCCGAAAUCCUUCGCCGGGAAAUCUCGCAUUAUUACACUGCCAAGAUAUAUCGCCGGAAUCCAUGGCCGCCACACUAACAAAGAACGGCGGCCUACUGAUCAAAACCCGCCGCGACCACCAAUCCCUACACUAUUUGUGGAAUACGAGGAUCAAAAGCUCCAUACCCGAACCCGCCGCAGCCCGGAAAAACACCGGCGACUACCAACUCCACCAAAUCAAACAGUUUUCCCGUUUCACACAACCCAUUUUCCGCAAGAACAAACGGAUCCAAUUCCCCCCUCCGAGCAAAGUAUCUCCGUCUUCCGAGAAAUCCGGGCUGGUGGGUUGGUACUUGAGAAUGCUCAAGACCCGACCCGUUUCCACCAAAAGCAUCACUUCUUCUCUCAUCUACGCCGCCGCCGACGUUUCCUCUCAGACGAUUGUGGGGGAGAGUAUUGAGAAAUAUAAUCUAGUGAGGACUCUUCGAAUGGCGGGAUACGGGCUGUUGAUACUAGGCCCUUCGGUGCAUUUCUGGUACAAUUUCAUGUCGAGAGUUUUCCCAAAGCGCGAUCUUUUAUCGACGUUUAAGAAAAUCGCGUUGGGGCAGACCGUAUACGGACCUUCCAUGACCGUCAUUUUCCUCUCCGUGAAUGCUUCUUUCCAAGGUGAAAGUGGUGCGGAAAUUGUAGCGAGAUUGAACCGUGAUUUGGUCUCUACCAUGAUUAACGGAGUAAUGUAUUGGCCGUUUUGUGAUUUCGUGACGUUCAAAUUCGUCCCCGUUCAUUUACAGCCACUAGUAACAAACUCGUUUUCGUACCUAUGGACUGUUUACUUGACUUACACGGCAGGUUUAGCAAAAGUUAGUACGAGUGAAUAACGUGUUUAUUUCGGCCGCUGAAAAUCGAAGAUGGAGAUCAAGAAGUUGCUCGUUUACGUUCUCAUUAAUCGAAUUACUUCUUUUCUCUAUUCCUUGUGUUUACUUCUUCGAUUGAUACGAUAUGAGGUUUUAUGUAUAUUUGUACUCUAAUUGCUUGCAGAAUUUUCAUAAUGUAACAUUUAAUGAAAUUACUGAAAAAAACAUAUGAGAUCUUUAUGA